This is a messenger RNA of Trematomus bernacchii (emerald rockcod), 3583 nucleotides long. Its product is annotated as septin-9-like. NCBI's taxonomy places the organism in Eukaryota, Metazoa, Chordata, Actinopteri, Perciformes, Nototheniidae. Bases 281 to 2254 code for a protein of 657 amino acids. The transcript has 12 exons. Gene Ontology annotation, molecular function: GTP binding; molecular adaptor activity; GTPase activity. Gene Ontology annotation, cellular component: microtubule cytoskeleton; septin complex; septin ring. The record is from RefSeq and is a predicted model, not a curated record. Gene Ontology annotation, biological process: cytoskeleton-dependent cytokinesis.
GAUUGUAUCCAUUCCCAACAGACUGUCUCCCAAAGUGGUUCGCGGUCGGAAUUAGAACGGGAUUAAGUUCAGGAAAUUCAAUAAGAAGUGAAUUUACCUGUGCGCACAGGUGCGUAGUAGAGAGACAGAGAGAGAGAGAGAGACAGAGAGGAAGGGAGGGCACAAAUAGCAACAACCGGGAAAAGUUACGGAUGCAAACUUCCCAUUGACACAUACAGUGAGAAACCGGAGCGACUCAUCAACUGUUAAUCUGCGAAUACAAGAGGAAACACCAACAACCAUGAAGAAAUACUCGUAUCCAGUGAGAUCAGCCAGCGCUCGGACAAGGAGAACAGACAGGGAGGGAUCUGGCAUCACCAGUCCCACACUGAAGCGGUCGUUUGAGGUGGAGGAGACAGAGUCCUCCACAAACCCUUCGCCCCUGACUCGUCGGAACACCAAUCCUCUCCGCUCGUCCGCCUCCUCCACAUCCAGCCAGCGGAGCUACGACCAGAGCUUCCGUAGCACUGAAUACUCCUCCCCCCGAUCCUCCCCCUCUGAGACUACCAAUCCACGUUCUCCAAAGACCGGCAUGAGGCGCAUGGAGCUAUCAGGGGGUCGUAACCCUGACACAGCCUCAUCCCGCCGCCCAGAAAUGUCCAUUGAGGUCUCCUCUAAGCAGAUUGACAACUCGCCCAGUGCCGGCAUCGCCCGCUUUGGCCUCAAGCGGCCUGAGGUCAGUCUCAGCAAUCGGAGUAUACUCCUGGACAGCUCCUCCAACUCCACCUCCACAAACAGGCGGGCUGAGAUCAGCAUGACACGGCAGCACGAGCCCCCCGCCCCUCCGAAGAGAACGGACUCCCAGAUGUCCUCAGCCCCAAUCUCGAGGAUCCCCGAGCCCCCUCAGAGAAGAGUGGAGCUCCAGUCCCCAGUCACCAGCCCAAUGGAGGCAGCCUCCAGGAAGCCAGAGAUGCCGGUCUUCAGACAGUCAGACGGUUUGGUGCCCAGCAGUGCAGUGGAGAACAACAACAACAACCACCCGCCUCCUGCUCCUAGUGCCCCCCUGCCCUCACUGGCAGAGCCCCAGGUGGAGAGGGUGGAGAGGGUGGAGAAGGUGAAGGUGGAGAAGGUGGAGAAGGUGGAGAGGGUGGAGAGGGUGGAGAGGGUACAGUCUCCAGUCCCAGAGCCUCCAACGGCCCGACCAACAGAAAGGCCUGAGGUGAUUCCCAGCUACAGCAGCAGUGCCAUGUCUGAGGUGGUGAUGCCUGAUGCCAUAGUGUCCCCAGCAGUGGGAGUCCCGUACGUGGAGAAUCCCGGGGACCCCGUGGGGGACUUCAGCUACGUAGGCAUUGAUGCCAUUCUGGAGCAGAUGAGGAGGAAGGCCAUGAAGCAGGGCUUUGAGCUCAACAUUAUGGUUGUGGGACAGAGUGGCCUGGGAAAGUCCACUCUGAUGAACACGCUGUUCAAGUCUAAAGUCAGCCGUAAGUCAGUGCAGGCGACCGGCCAGGAGAAGAUCCCCAAAACAAUCGAAAUAAAGUCCAUCAGUCAUGACAUUGAGGAGAAGGGAGUGAGAAUGAAGCUGACAGUCAUCGACACACCGGGCUUUGGAGACCAGAUCAACAAUGAGAACUGCUGGCGGCCCAUCAUGAAGUUCAUUAAUGACCAGUACGAGGCGUACCUGCAGGAAGAGAUCAACAUCAACAGGAAGAAAAGGAUUCCAGACUCCAGAGUCCACUGCUGCAUUUAUUUUAUUCCCCCGACGGGACACUGUCUGCGACCUCUGGAUGUAGAAUUCAUGAGACGUCUCAGUAAGGUGGUCAACAUCGUCCCGGUCAUCGCUAAGGCGGAUACACUCACCCUGGAGGAGAGGGACUUCUUCAAAAAGAAGAUCAGGGAAGAGCUGCGAGCCAACGGGAUUGACGUGUACCCUCAGAAAGAAUUUGACGAAGACGCCGAGGACAGAAUGAUCAACGAGAAGAUCAGGGAGAUGAUCCCCUUUGCUGUGGUGGGCAGCGACCAGGAGUACCAGGUCAACGGCCGGAGGCUGCUGGGGAGGAAGACCAAGUGGGGAACUAUUGAAGUUGAGAACAUAGCCCACUGCGAGUUUGCCUAUUUACGGGAUCUCCUCAUCAGGAGCCAUAUGCAGAACAUUAAGGACAUCACCAGCAGCAUCCACUAUGAAAUGUAUCGUGUGAGGCGCCUCAACGAGAAUAACACGGUGGUGGCUCACGCUAACGGUGUCCCUGAACAUCAUCUCGCCGCCCACGAGAUGUAGACCCCACCCGCUCCACUGCAGCUAAUCCACUGAGUGCGAGUCAUUUGCAAUGGGACUUUGACCUUCACUGACAGUCUACCCACCACACCAGCCUUCCACUCCAUCCAUCUCCAUCUCACAGGUGGGAUAGAAACUUAAAAAGCCUGCCAGAGGGACUUUAUUUUCAAUGACGUCCUGCGGCUGAAUGGACUGUUCAUGUCAGUUUCUUUGCCUCAUUAACAAACACUAUUGCUGACUAAGAGAGUGAAGAGAAGUUUGAUUCUCCGUAAUGUGCUGCAGCUUGAUUUGACCUGCUUCCAGAUUUUACAGUUACCCUCUGGCUAUUCCUUGUGGUGCCAAACAUUAAGACAAAACAAAACGGACCGAAGCUUUUUAUCUUUCAGUGUCAGAAAUGCCUUAACCAGUAACAUGUUUAUCUUCUCCACUUGUACUUUUAAGUUAGAUAUUAAGAAUUCAUGCCGUACCAGAACACAGUUUUUCUGUCUCUAUGCAAACAGCUGUAUACAUAUGUGGGAAGUGAUGAUUUCAUUAUUGCACUUGAUCACUACAUAGCCUGUUGUUUUACAGCAUGUUGGCAGGGGGCCGGGAAGCGCUCUGCCAACAUGUGACGCACACACACUCAUACCAGCCUGUCUGUGUGAGGAAGGGUCCGUCAGCUCUGUCCCUAAACCAAAAAAAAGGUUAUCAAAUAGCACAUGUGUUUGUAUCUUUUUUCUGUCACACGCUUUGUUUUGCUAUAACUCUUUGUUAAAUGUUCAUGUUAAAUAUGGAUGUCAGGUCCUAGACAUCUUUUUAAAUCCCCAGAUAUAAAUGUCAUUGUUUUUUAAUAGAAAUAUCUUAAGAGUGAUUUAAGAUGAAUAAGUAUUUAUGCACGAUAUAAAAUGUGAACGUUUGUCAUCAGAUUAUUCACACACACAUGCGCCGACACAUACACGCUCUCUCACACACUAUCCCUGCUUUCGGGCCCAUCGUAGUGCCUUAUUUAUUGGAGAAUGUUUGCUAGCAUGUUGGCUAAAACUGGAAAGAGAGCAGGUUUGUUGGUGCCAAGUCGACUACAUUUUAGCCAUUUUUCAAUAUGUUUCCCUUGUUUGUCUGCGGGAAAAGAUCCAGUCUUCCAUUACCAGUCCUUUUUUUCCUCUAUUUUUCAUAAUAUACCAAGGACCUUUACCUGUUUGGAACAUAUAUAUAUAAUUCCCUAAGCUGUCACUGUCAUGCUCUGUCCUGUAUAUUCUUCUGUGUUCUGAUACAUUUUUGUACUAUUGAUAAUAACACAUUUUCCUUUAUCUUAUUUUAAAGAAAUAAAAAUUAAAGUUGUAAAUAUAUAAUUUC